GGUGGCAACGUCACGCAGCUGAGCACUGAUUUUUUUACUUAGUAAAAGUAAAUUUUUAGUGUUUUUCUAUAUAUCUCUGAUUAUAAACGGCCUAUAGCAUUUUAUUUGCAUGCAGAAGCGCUCAGCAUAAGUUUAAAAAGUCUGGAGAAGUGUAAUAGCAAGAAGCAGGUGACAAGUAAAAAAGUAACAGCAUCAUUAAAAGGGGAGGCGAUUCGAUGUUAUCGCUUGCUACAAAGUUGCCCUCAUCUAUUUGCAACAAACACAAUGGAAAUUAAUUGAAGCACGUUAACGCAACGUCAAUGUCAGAGGCGAACAACUCUAACGACUGGCCGCAAGUGCAAGGGGAAAUGUAAAAGCCAAUUGGGAGUUUGAUAACCAACCAAAAACUGGAACAAUUGGGGUGGGGGACGACGGUAAGAGUUGUAAAUGCGUGCCUCAGUUGGAAAUGUGCAGCUCCAUGCCAGCGUGGAGCCAGUUAUGUCACGGCUGGACUAUGAGCAGAAUGCACUCCAUCACAGCUGCCUGCUGGUGCUGCUGCGCGGUGUGGGACCCUCACGAGCCCGCAUCCUACAACGGGCCUUCGAGAAGGUGCGACGUGUCAAUAACAUCAAAGUGACGGAUUCGAGCGGCACUGUGCGUACCAUUUAUUUUCGAUUCAUAUCCGAGCAUCCAGUGGAGCACAAUGAUUGGGGCGACUUUCAAACGCAUCGCCGCCUACUGGGACUUGUAACAAUUGGCAAAUUUGAGAAUCAACCGGAACUGAACGAACUGUGCCGUCAUCAUGAGUCGCUUAAAGUGCGCUAUGGAAGCACGCUGUACGAGUCACGUGCCAUAUUCUUUGGACCCGAUGCAUCUUCCAGCGAUCCCACAAACCACAAUCACAAUGACGACAUAAGUGCCGUCGACAAUGCGCAGCCAGAGUUGCAGGCAAUUAAAGAGCACAGCUCAAGCACAGAUGCUAAGCAUAAGGAUGCACGUCUUCAGGAUGAGUACACAACGCCUAACAAUUUCAAGUCACAGGCGUUCUUCUAUCGCGAGCACGACAAUUGCUACGAUUUGGAGACGCGGGUCGGAGAUUUUUUGAACGCCCUGUUUUGGGUGCUGGAAUCAAGGCGUCUGGAACGGUCGCGCGAGAAGGCCGAGAAGGUCAGUCUACUGCUGGCGCCCUUUGAGAAACGCGACUUUGUGGGAUUGGACAUGGAAUCGCGCAACAAUCGCAAACGCUGUGUCGGUCGUGUGAUGAAGAAUCUGGCAGAUCUGUCGCUCCAAGCGGGACUUCUAGAUGACGCUUUAAGCUUGUAUCACAAUGCAAAUGAAACGCUGCGUUCAGUGGGCGACUCGCUGUGGGUGGGCGCCAGUGAGGAAGGUCUGUGUGCCGCCUCGGCUGUUAUGUUGUAUCCACAAAUGCGUGAGAUUGAAACGCUGCAUAGAAACGCAUCUCUGCAAGAAACAGGUACUUCUCCAUUAAGAAACACUCCGGAAAAGUGGCGUGCAAGCGAUGCAACCAAGAAGAUAAACACUGGGAACGCGUCAACAAAUUGUGCAGACGCGAUCACUUCAAACUCAUCUUCCUGCUCAUCGGUAUCCUCUCUUUUGACCAACAACUCCUCAGCAUCGGGCACGCCAACACCUUCCACAUCCUCGUCCUCCUCGACAUCGACAAUAUCGGUUACGCCUUUUGGGCAACAACGCAACGGCGAGCUACCUGGCAAUAUCCUAAAGCCGGAGGAGAUAACCAACUACUAUCGCAAGGCAAUAAUUAACUACAGCAAGUACAGGCAUGCAGCCACAAUUGAGACAGAGGCGGCUUUGAAGGCAACACGUAUUUGCAUUGAACAGAAUCGUCCUCUGGAUGUUGCCAUGUUUCUACAGAACAUACUUUACAUUAAUCUCAGCAUCAGCGAGUCGGAGCGCGUUAAACGCUUUGAAAUCAUCACGGAGCUGUAUCAGCAAAUUGGCUAUCAACGCAAAGCUGCAUUUUUCCAGCGUCUGGCCGCGCUCAAGCAUGUCCAGCAAGGGAGCCAGGCGCCAGAUUGGACUCAGAGCUAUCGUUUAAUGCUGGGCAGCUUUACUGGAUAUCUGUUAUCCCUUGAUCCUCUGGAGGUGUUGGAGAAUGCCGCUGGUUGGCCAUCGCUGCAAAUAGAUCUUGUGCAAAAUCUUAUAACUGCUGCGAGACGACUUGGACACUCUGCUUUGGCCACUCGGCACAUGACGUUUCUACUGCAAACCCAAUGGGACAACAUGACGGCGACGGAGCAAAGUGAAAUGGCUGUGCAAUUGCAGAAUCUAAGCGCACAAUGCGAAGGCUCUCCCGUGCCUCUGGUGCUGGAAAAUGGGACUGUGAUACCGCCCGCAAAUCUCACCGAUCUGCCCUAUUGCAUAGAGGUGGUGGUGAAGGACUUACCCGCACAUUUGCGACCGCAACGCAUUAAGAUUGCCAAAGCCGACAGUGGUCCCUUUCUGUUUACUCCCAUACACUUUAAUUCUGUGGAUCGUCGGGACAAAAAAAAGGACAAAAAUAAAAUAGCCUUCCUGUGGGUUCAAAACGAUCUCAGCGAGGUGUGUGUGCGCCUGCGCAAUCCGUUGCCCUUUGAACUGGCUGUCACCGACAUGCGUCUGCUUACCAAUGGCGUGGUCUUUGAAUCCCUGCCCCAGAGCAUAAUCCUGCAACCGCAUGUGCCAACUAACGUCUUGCUCCAUGGCACACCCAUUGAGACAGGCCAAUUGGAACUUCAGGGCUACAGCACACAUACGUUGGGUGUCAAGUCCAACUGCCGGUUGAAACACAUGAGAGGACGCAACUUGCCUCCCAAUUAUUUGGUUGAUGUUAUUCCCGCUUUGCCACGCAUCUCUGUCAAGACGUCACUGCCACAGACGGCCACUUUUAGCAAUAUGAACAAAUCGGACAUUGUGGUUACCUCUGCCAGUUUGACUCUUUAUAAUGGAGAAUCCUCCAGCUGUAUAAUAACAAUAAGGAAUGAAAGCAAUACGUUGCCACUGGAAUAUUUAGAAGUUAGCAUAAAUUCAAAUGUGGAGCAGGUGACUCAAAAGAAAAUAUUUCACAUUGAUGAACAGGCGCUGCAGGCUCAGCUGCCAGUUGCUCCGCUAGGAACUCUUGAACUUGCUCUGGAAAUUUACGCAGAAGCUGAUUUUGUUUGUCCAAUGUCAGCGGUAUCACUUAAUUCCAGUGCAAAUGGUGCUUCUGCUGAAUAUGGAGCCUCUUCGAUGUCACACUACUCCAGCAUAUCCACUUCCGGGCAUGCCAGUCUGCCUUUGGGCAUCAGUUCACCACAGCAUCGUCGCCAGGAGCUACAAAACGUUGGCGCGCGGUCCACAAUUGCCGGUGCCCAGCAUUCUUUGGCUGCGUUAAAUUUGCAGCCUGGCGGUGCAGGUGGUUUAUCCAACACACGCCCAUUUCAGUUAGCUCAGAACGUUGAGGCGCAGAUACGACUUAAAUACUCCGGCGGAGAGGCAUUUGUUGCUGGUUUCUGUCGUCAGUGCGCCGUAUCCUUCAACUUGGAGAUGCUGCCCAGUGUGCAGAUCACUAGCUGGGAUGUGUUGCCCGCGGAAAUACCUUCACAAUUCUAUUUAGUUUUGGAUGUAUCCAAUCUAACCGCUCAAGAAAUGUCGCUCAACUAUACUGAUAACAAGAAUAUACUCAUCGAGGCCAAAGAAAGCUGCCGAGUGCCCAUCCCAGUCGAUCGGUGCUCCUUGGAGCAAGUGUGUGCGGCGCGAGCAGCAGAAGUUGCUGAGAAUCUGGAACGCGAGCUCUGUUUUCGCACGCAAAUUCUUUCAUUUAGCGAUGCCCUCAGCAAGCUUUGCUCUACUCACAUUGCGGAUCGGGUGAAGAUUAAUUGGCUGUUGACCGGCAGUGACAUCCAGGGCGUUGCCUCGCUGCGUGGAAUUGUUCUCUCACACGGCAUGGUCGACCUGACCACCGUUUCCCCUCUUCAGUGGUCUGUAAGCUUCCAGGAUGCGCCUGUGCAGCCGCAUAGCGAGAUAAUGUGCACUGUUGGACAGCGGGCACAGAUUAGCAUUAAUCUAACUAAUCAAUCGUUGCAACCCCUCAAGAACUUAGUAUUGACUAUCAAGUUUUAUCAAGACUAUUUAAAUGGCAUGGAAAACUAUAAUCUAGAGACCCGCGUGGCCAUUUCUGGACCUAACCGUAUAACAAUUCCUGUUUUGGAAAAGCACGAGCAAACGCAGCACAAUUGUUCCGUGAUUUUCUUUACGCCUGGUCGCUUCAAGACGAGCAUUGAGUGUGUUACCAAGCCGCAACAAAGUAGCAGUAUUUCGAUACGGCCCUGUCCAGGAUCAACAAACUUAAGUCAAUUAGAAACAUUACCGGCUUCUAGUUUUGAUGAACAACAGGCACAUACAUGGAAAUUUAUACCACCUAUUGAGGUGACUGUUGUUGAGCAGUAAUUCCCAAAUGAAGUAAAUUGUUGACCCUUGUAGCUUAAUUUCGUUGUAUUCGUAUUUGUUUCUGUAUUUUGUAUAUUGUGUACUGUAAAUGUACCUCCUCCCCCUUGUAGCUCUAUCCAAUAGCAACGUUAAUCUGUGUAUACACGAAUAUACAUAUAUAUCGAUAUAUAUAUAUAUAUAUACAGCUAAGCUUUGUUGUAACAUGAGAAGCAAUUGUUUAUAAAAUAAUAAAAAGAAAAUUAUAUAUGUAUACAUUUUA
Molecule: messenger RNA, 4684 nt
Organism: Drosophila innubila
Lineage: Eukaryota; Metazoa; Arthropoda; Insecta; Diptera; Drosophilidae
Gene: brun
Product: protein brunelleschi
Exons: 10
Coding region: 427-4425 (1332 amino acids)
Cellular component (GO): trans-Golgi network
Source: RefSeq, a predicted model, not a curated record